Messenger RNA from Cuscuta epithymum, 1064 nucleotides. NCBI's taxonomy places the organism in Eukaryota, Viridiplantae, Streptophyta, Magnoliopsida, Solanales, Convolvulaceae. The record is from the annotation of a GenBank genome assembly.
GCGGCGGUCCGGUGAGACUGGCUGGACAAGAAUAGGGCUCAUACAGUCAUACAUGUAUAUCCAUAUAUUGCGUAUAUAUUCAAGUAAUUUUUACUGGAUCUGCCCUUGCGAAAUGACACCUUUUUCUCCUACGGGAUCGGAUCAGGAUGUAGAUUCAUUGGACGCGCUCGAUCUUGCGGAAUCUGUUUAUGCCGAGGCUCAAUCGUUUCUGGAGUCACUACCCCAGAGACUUUCCAGCUGCUGCUGCGCGAAAUCUAGUGCCCUAAAAUGCGAAAUGGAUUUCCUUAAAGGACCUUUGCAUUCUGCAAAAGAAAUCCUCGACAUACUGAAUUCAUGCCCUUUGGAUGUUUUGGCUGAUCCGUAUAAUGAAACUGCCAUAAUGGAGUCUCUGUCUUCUCUAUCCGCCCACCUUUAUUUGUUCAGCGAUGAACGGGGCAAAGAAAUUGCGAACGUGAAAGCUACUUUUCCAGAGAUGAUUCAGGAAUGGAGAGUUUCAGUUCAAUGCAAGGGAAGAAGAAACGAACAUCCCUGGUCUAGUUUUGAAAAGACCCGAAAUUUGCUUGAAGGGUUGGUGAAAAAGGGGGAAGGAAUAAAGACCAAGUUAGAGAAGCUAUACAAGAAAGAAAGUGAAUUUGAAGCUCAGCUUGAGGCUAUUGAGAAUAGCAGUCGAUAUCUUAAGGAGGAAAGGCAGGAAUUAUUAAAUCAGAUAAAGAUGGUUUAUUCUCUUGCUGAAGAGGAGGCUGUGAACACUGAAGCAGAAGAGGUGGAGGUUGACCCGGCUAUUAAAAAGCUAGAGCUGAGCUUCAAGUCAAAGUGGGCUGCAACCAGGCUUCUCUUCGGUUGAGAAUCAUGGCCGGCCAAGGCUUUGUCUAGAUCCAAACUUACCUUUCCCGGCUUUUUAAUUCUAGAUCUUUAUCUGCUGUUAUGGGCUCGUUUGAGCGUAUUUGUGAGUUUCAACAUAAUCAGUGAGAGUUCGAAUCAUGUUGAGACUUAUUCAUAAAUGUUGUAACUGUUUGGGUUCUAGCUUCUAAAUGAGCAUAAAUGCAUAAUCAUUGUUGAUUAAA